GGGCGCGGCGCUGACGCCAUCCAUCCAUCCACCCAGCCACCGCGGCGGAGCUGGCGGAGCUGCCCCAUGGCCGCGGCCGAGCCGGCGGCGCGGAAGCGGCGGCCCAAGGGGCACUUCGCGGCGGGGGCCGGCCGGGCCAAGCGGCCCCGCGGCGCCGGGCGGCAGCUGGAGGCCGGCAUGCGCGGCAUCCUCAUCACCUGCAACAUGAACGAGCGCAAGUGCGUGGGGGAGGCCUACAGCCUGCUCGGCGAGUACGGGGACCUGCUCUACGGGCCCGAGCAGUUUUCAGAUCACGAGGACAGGCUGUCUGGAAGCGACAGGGAGGAGGAUGAGGAUGAUGUUGAGGCCGCUCUGAAGAAGGAGGUUGGCCAGAUCCGUGCCUCGACAGAGCAGAAGCUGCGGCGGUUCCAGUCGGUGGAGAGUGGUGCCAACAACGUGGUCUUCAUCAGAACCCAGGGCAUAGAACCCGAGAACCUGGUGCACCAUAUACUAAAGGAUAUGCACACCACCAAAAAGAAGAAAACAAGAGUCAUUCUGCGCAUGCUGCCCAUUUCUGGAACUUGCAAAGCUUUUAUGGAAGAUAUGAAAAAAUAUACGGAAACAUUUUUUGAGCCUUGGUUUAAAGCCCCUAACAAGGGUACUUUUCAGAUUGUUUACAAAGCUCGUAAUAACAGCCAUAUGAGUAGGGAAGAAGUAAUUAAGGAAUUGGCAGGAAUUGUGGGCAGCCUCAAUCCAGAAAACAAGGUUGAUCUUAAUAAUCCACAAUACACAAUUGUGGUGGAAAUAAUAAAAACCGUCUGUUGCUUAAGUGUGGUGAGGGACUAUGUUCUGUUCAGGAAAUACAAUCUGCAGGAGGUGGUGAAGAGCAACAAAGAAGAUGCACAACAAAACCCAUCAAGUGUGACAGAAGAACAGAAUUCAGAGGUAGCUAAAGCAGAAACUGAGGAGCAGGAGAAGAGCUCUAAAGAAGUAAAAGAAGAAAACAAGAAUCAAAGUGAAAUAGAAUCUGAGCCCAAGGGGAGUGAUGCUCUGAUAGUGUAGCAAAUGUGAUGUAAGGGAAAGGUAAAUGUAAUCCAAACAUAUAAAAAAAGUUGCCCUAGAGUUCUGAAAGGGCGUUGGAAUGAGAAGAGGGGUUUUGUUUUGAAGUCCUGGCUUUUAAAUCCACAUGUGUAAGAAUUUUAAUGCUCGUUGCAGAUGGAACUGACAUUUCAGCAGAUGUAAGAGUGCUCAAGAGUGCAUCACCUUUCUGGUGAAGCUUACUGUCCUCCUGCAGCUUCGUUCUGCAUUUCCCGUACCUGACACACAAAGCAGGGGUCUGUGCAUGUAUAUGUAGAUGUGGCCACCCUGACAUGUUGGACUCUCUUUUGUUAUAUCUGGAGGCUACAGAAGCCAAAGGCAGCGCAGAGGCAUCUCUGAGCAAUUAUUGUCAGAGAGAGAUCUGGAAAAGAGUUGGUUGCAGAGGGUUUUGGGAAGGAAGUGAGCUGACAGCUGCAGAACUUGGUAACGUUUUUUCUGUGUGAACAACAGAACGAGGUAAAUCUGAUAAUUUGAUGGAGGGAUUUAUAAAUAUAUUUAUAUAUACACACAGAUAUGCUGUCUUGAAUGGAAAGAACUGUUAUAUAUAUAUAAAUACUUGAAUAUUAUGAGAUGAUUUAAAGAUUGGACUGUUUUAGAACAACAGAAGUACAGUGCAGGCAUUGCAGAUGGUUUUAUCAAAAACUACAUGUGUGUUUACAUUAGCUGUGUAUGCAGCACUUACUGGUUUAUAGUAAAUGCUGUAAUCACUGAAUGGAAUCCUUUGAGUAAUUUCCUGCAGAUAGACUUUUGCUGCUCUUUCCAAAGACUCAAUCCUUGAGGGAUUUUAUAAAGUGUUCCUCAUUUUAUUUUUUUUCCUAAGUCUCAAAGUUUGAAUUUAAAUACUGAUUGGGAGCUUCUUAUGAAAGAAGCUCUCCAUUAUACCAUACUAGAUAAGGGGAAUUACGUUUUAAUUUUUGGUACAGUUUUCGCUUUUUGGUAUUAAUUUUGUUUCUGAAUGAAAGUAAUGCUAGUGAGUCUUUCUGUUGUCUUAUUGUUGCAGUGGACUGUCCCUGUGACUCCUAAAAACCAACCAAAACCAGUGCAGCUAUAACUUGCUUUCCACCAGGAUUUUGAGUAUGCUUCCUGUACAACUUUCUAGCUCUAGUAUUUCAUUUCUAGCAUAAAAGCCUGUGUGUUGCUAAUGGCAAAAGACUUAUCUUGAAGAACACAAUUUGUUACUUCUCUUGGUUUAAUGAAAAGGACAUGUUCAAGUCUUUCAUAAUUUAUAUUUUCCUCUUCUAUCAGAAUUUUUUCAGAAGUUGGAAAAUGAAGAGGACUUUUAUUUCCCUAGUCCUGUCUCCAUUGCAGCCCAUUUAUUAAAACUCUGCUUUCUUAUGUCCUGUGGUAUUUUCUUUAAAUUUUUGAAGAUUUUUGUGUGUGGAUUAAAACCAAUCAAUGUCUGAGUCACACAAAGGAAAGAACCAUCUGAGACCAGACACAAAGGCCAGCUGUGAGUGUUUAUUGGUGGCUGAUGUUGGUAAUCAUGAUUCAUGACAGCCUGCUUAACUUCUAAGGACCAAACCCAAAAUUACUGGGAUUUUCUGUUUUCUUUCCUCCUCUCUCUCACUGACCUGUCUGCCUACAGGGCUUACAAUUUACUUCUGAUUUUUCACAGUUUGCUCUUACUGAACAUUCAUUGUUUACACAUUAAUUCCCUGGCUUUUCUGCUGUGCCAUCGCUUUUGGGCUCAGUGGUUCCCCCAUGGUCAGAUGGUGCUUCAGUGUUUCAAAUUGAAACCUUCAUGGACAAGCCAUAAGACAUUAUUAUGAUCUCCCUUACAUGAAAAGCUAAAUAAUUGCUGUCACUGUCAGUGCUGAGGAUAGAUGUUACAGUGCCCAAACAUCAGCUGAAGAGGUGAUACACUGAUGGUGGAAUGUGGUGUACUUAAUUUAUUCUGAUGCUGACUUGAAACUCAAGGAUCAUCCCUUGUUAUGAAACCCUGGCCCUGAGAUUCACUCUUCCCCUUGUGCUAGAUUGAAACUCAAAUUGGCUUGAGAAACUUGAAGAUAAUUUCUUAAAGAACAAACCAAUCUCACAGCCUCUGUGUUUUCCAACACUGACUUGCCUUUCUUGAGGGUCACAACUGUAUAAUUAAAGUAUGAAUUUUUACAAGUAA
This is a messenger RNA of Motacilla alba alba, 3193 nucleotides long. RefSeq names its product THUMP domain containing 1 (gene THUMPD1). Lineage: Eukaryota; Metazoa; Chordata; Aves; Passeriformes; Motacillidae. Gene Ontology annotation, molecular function: RNA binding. The transcript has 4 exons. The record is from RefSeq and is a predicted model, not a curated record. Gene Ontology annotation, biological process: tRNA modification. The coding region runs from base 67 to 1041 and encodes 324 amino acids.